CUCAAAAUGUCAGAUUGAGGUUAAAUUUACCGGAAGAUCGUGAGUGUUUUUAAUUAAGUUUUUCUCUGGAUUUUCACGGGGAUUUUCAUCAGAACUUUGCAAGUAGUUGACUUUGAUCGUUUUUCAUCAGAUUUUGUUCAGAAGUAUGAGGUGGAUUCAACCUAAAGAUGGUUUUUCAACGGGGAUUGAGGUCUACAACUGCAUUGUGAAGAGGAAGGUCCCCCUAAUCCUGCGCAGGAAGUACCUAGCUACUCUCUACACUUGCGGCCCAACAGUCUAUGAUGAUACGCAUAUUGGCCAUGCUAGUACCUAUGUCAAGCUAGAUGCAAUCCGUCGAAUAUUGUACAAUCACUUUGGGAUUCGGGUGUUUUCUGUGAUGAACAUCACGGAUAUCGAUGAUAAAAUCAUCCGGAAGAGUCAUGAAAGAAGAUGUUCAUGGGAAACAAUAGCCAGGGAGAAUGAAGAUAAAUUCUGGAAGGACUUAAGAGCAUUGGAUGUCCUUGAGCCCCAUGUAAAGAUGCGAGUAACUGAGAAUAUCCAAGAGAUACUUGGAUUCAUUUCUAAGCUCGAGAAGAAGAGUUUGGCAUACAAAACCAAAGAUAAUUCAGUGAAUUUUAAAGUAAAGGACUACGGAGGAUAUGGGAAAUUGAAGAAGGUGGAUCUAGAGGAGGAAAAAGAUGUAGAUUUUGCACUGUGGAAGGGAGCAAAAGAUGGAGAGCCAUUCUGGGAGAGUCCAUGGGGCAAAGGACGUCCUGGAUGGCAUGUUGAGUGUUCAGCAAUGGCGAGUAAAAUUUUUGGAUCAUCUUUAGACAUUCAUGCUGGUGGCAUUGAUCUGAAAUUCCCGCAUCAUGAGAAUGAGGAAGCCCAGAGUUGUGCUUUUCAUGGAUGUAACCAAUGGGUUAACUACUGGAUUCACACGGGGCAUUUGAAAUUGGCUGGAGAUGCUGAAAAAAUGUCCAAAUCACUGAAAAACACCGUGUCAGUGGACGAGCUUUUGUCCAAAUACUCUGCCAAUCAAUUCCGGAUGCUAUGCUUACUCUCAAACUACCGUAGUACAAUGGUGUUCAGCGGAGAGGCAAUGGAAAUGGCCCAGAGGAUUCUCAAUAAAUUUCUCAGUUUUCUGGAAGAUACUGAAAGUGUUUUGAGAGGAAAUCGCCAAAUUGGAGAUUUUGAUCAAACUAAAAUCUUCGAUAAAUACUCUCAGAGUAUCCAGGAAAUCGAUCUACAUCUUAGGGAUGAUUUUGAUACAGCAAAAUGCCUUCAAGUGCUGCAGGAUUUCAUAUCAUUCGUUAACAAGGAGAUUAAUUUCCCGUCUAAUGAAGGGCAAUCUUCACCUGAAAUAGGAAUUAUUCGCAUUUGCAGGGAAUUCAUUUUGGAAUCUUUGAAAAACUUUGGCUUCUCAAUUCCUGGAGAAAAUGCAGAAUCUCUUCAUGGCUCUCCUGCUGAUAAUGUCCUGGACAAAAUCAUUGAGAUAAGAAACAGUUUAAGGAAGGAGAAGAACUUCUCAGCUGCUGAUGCCAUCAGAGACGGUUUGAAGGAUGUAGGAGUAGAGAUUAAAGACCAUGGACAAUUCUCUUCUUGGUCCAGACGAUAAUAAAAACUUCC
This is a messenger RNA of Phlebotomus papatasi, 1605 nucleotides long. RefSeq names its product cysteine--tRNA ligase, mitochondrial (gene CysRS-m). Gene Ontology annotation, biological process: cysteinyl-tRNA aminoacylation. Bases 146 to 1594 code for a protein of 482 amino acids. NCBI's taxonomy places the organism in Eukaryota, Metazoa, Arthropoda, Insecta, Diptera, Psychodidae. Gene Ontology annotation, cellular component: cytoplasm. Gene Ontology annotation, molecular function: cysteine-tRNA ligase activity; ATP binding. The record is from RefSeq and is a predicted model, not a curated record. The transcript has a single exon.